Messenger RNA from Theileria annulata, 522 nucleotides. RefSeq lists its product as uncharacterized. Lineage: Eukaryota; Apicomplexa; Aconoidasida; Piroplasmida; Theileriidae. The coding region runs from base 1 to 522 and encodes 173 amino acids. The record is from RefSeq and is a predicted model, not a curated record. The transcript has 5 exons.
AUGGACUAUGACGAAGAGCUUAGAGAUACUUUGAAAAGUGACUUAUUUGGCUCCAAUUCAUCGCAUUUAAUGUUCAUGUCAGUCCUAAUUCUUUUAUCCUCGGGACUACACAUUUACUUAUCCAAUAUCGGAAAUUCAAUCGCCAAUUUCAUUUUAGGAUUUUUAACUAUUUUUUUCAUUUUCAAUCCUUCAGUGGUCUUGAUCAUUUCACUCAUGACUUACAGCAUAACUCUUUCAUCAACUUUAUGUCUAUUAUUGGUUAUAACAAUUAUUAAACAGAAAGUUUGGACUUCUCAUUUGAACCGGAAAAUCCAACUAUUUCUCUACCUUUAUGAUAUUCUCAUAUCAUUCGUUAUCUUUUCAAUACUCAAUAAAAUUUGGAGAUCGCCUUGUAAUAUGAGUAAUGACGUAUUACCUAAUUGGUAUUAUAAUGAGCUGGAAUUAAAUAAACAAAACAUUUGGAUGCCAUUCACUGGAGUUGGAAAUACUCUUUUCAAGCCAAAUGAUAAUUUUAAUAUUUAA